Neurospora crassa OR74A is the source of this 2816-nucleotide messenger RNA. RefSeq names its product nuclear protein SNF4. The record is from RefSeq and is a predicted model, not a curated record. Bases 820 to 2025 code for a protein of 401 amino acids. Lineage: Eukaryota; Fungi; Ascomycota; Sordariomycetes; Sordariales; Sordariaceae. The transcript has 4 exons.
CCUACCUAAACCAGACCGAAACACCCCAUCGACGCCCGAUAAACCUGGAAUGGAACUGGAACCGGCCCAGCGCAAGCAGCAAGCAUCCCCUCCUCCGUGACAGGCUCCAUUGUUGUGUAGCGCUCUGGCAACCUAAGUGGAGGGAGAACUCGACUCCCUGGUCAACGCCGACUUCUGGCCCGCUCCGUCUACAUUCAAGUGAACCACUGCUUUAUAGUAUCACCAUCCCUUUCACUCUCGAGUAUCCCGUCCAUCACCGCCGAAACUGCCGUUGCGGUGAAUCCACCAUUUUGCCUCCGAACGGGUCGACCGAAUACAACAAAGGAACGGCUAGAUUCAGCUACCGUAUUAAUUCCCGUCCAUCUUAGUGUAGUCGAUUGCGCCCAAGUCCUCCUACUUGCGACGACUGCCACCUACCUCUAGGUCAUCCAACUACGUGGUCGCUUCAACUUUCUUGCCCUUCUUUUUCCGUCUCUUGGCUCUCAUCCAAACGACGCCCCUCCGCCUUCGUUACUUUGCACUUCGCGGUCGGCAGUUACACACAACUAUUCACCUCUGUCAAAUCCAAUUGACGUCGAAAGCCGAGACCGCCCACGGAUUCGGAACCAAGGGAACAGGACAGGACACGGUCAAGGGGCUGAAAGGAAGAGAGGGGAUAUCCAAGAUAUCAGUAUAGAAACGGAGCCUUAAUCACACCGGUUGAAAACUGUGGGUGGACGGCGCGUCCAUACUCCGUCAACGGAAGCAAAGCUCCAAGUACCGGGCAAGACAGAACUGCAACGGGGGUCCUUCCCCAAUGUAUGUUCCACGACCGCGAUAAUGGACGACUCUUGUACUCCCCCUGACCAGGCGGCUUCUGGUACCGGCAGUGAUGCCGCCGGUGUUUCUCCCCAGGCUUCCCAACCUUCCACAGCCUCAGCUGGGAACAGCAAUACCGAUCCCAAUCUCAAUGGCCCAUUGACGCUCCGACCUGGUCACGAGCUGCCUUUCGUUGCGCCAUCAUCCUACCUUCGUCCCAAACCAAGCAGUCGCACAAUGUCAGAUAAGACGUCAAAUCCCCUGGACAAGGACCAGAUGCAGGGUCUGAGAGGUAUUCGCGAGUUCCUCAAGGUCCGCACCAGUUACGAUGUCUUGCCGCUCUCCUUCCGCCUAGUCAUACUCGACAACGAUCUCCUUAUCAGGAAGAGCCUCAAUAUUCUGAUCCAAAACGGCAUUGUCUCGGCACCGCUCUGGGACUCGCGCAACGGAACCUUUGCUGGCUUGCUUACUAGCACUGACUACAUCAAUGUCAUCCAAUAUUACUGCCAGUUCCCCCACGAAAUCGAUCAAGUCGAUCAAUUUCGGCUGAGUAGCCUUCGAGAUAUCGAAAGGGCCAUUGGUGUUCUGCCGCUCGAGACCGUAUCUGUCCAUCCCAUGCGCCCAUUGUACGAAGCCUGUCGACGAAUGCUUAAAACGCGAGCUCGGAGAAUUCCCUUGAUCGACACGGACGACGAGACAGGCCGAGAGACUGUUGUCAGUGUUAUCACACAAUACCGCAUCCUGAAGUUCAUCGCGGUCAACAACGAGCAGCACACGAUGUUGCUAAAGAAGCCCGUGAGGGAGAUUGGCUUGGGAACCUACACCGACCUUGCUACGGCGAACAUGAACAGCUCCGUUCUGGAUGUCAUUCACCUCAUGGUCAAGUACAACAUCUCGGCUGUGCCAAUUGUCGACAAGGACAACAGAGUUAUGAAUCUAUUUGAAGCCGUCGACGUCAUACCCUGUAUCAAAGGGGGUGCGUACGACGAGCUGACAGCGACUGUUGGCGACGCCUUGUCUCAGAGAGCUGAAGAUUUCGGGGGCAUUUACACGUGCAGCGAAGAGGAUCGCCUGGACUCGAUAUUCGAAACCAUCCGAAAGUCUCGAGUACAUAGGUUAAUUGUUGUUGACGAUGACAGCCGCCUCAAGGGAAUCAUCUCUCUCUCGGAUAUCCUCAAAUACGUAUUGCUCUACGGCGAGGAAGAGGAUGACCUACAGGAAUAUUAAAAGGGAACACGAAGAAUGGGCGGCACUUGUCAUGGCCUUAGGUUGGCUAUAGGAAGGUAUGGUUUUGUUUUGCAUUGCAUGGCGCUUUUGUUUUUGGAGGGUAUGUCGAAUCAGUGGAACACUAGGGUCGUAUAUUCUUACCUCCUCGAUGGGCCAUAUAGAUGGAAUCUUCUCUCAUCCUGGAACACGGCAAGAGGAGGUGCUGUUAUUGCUGAACAAUGGCUUACUAGUGGUCCUGCUCUAAAAUUCCUCUUCCAUUCCACCCUGCCCCGUACAGCACUGGAUUGACGUGGUCACUUCGGUACUGUAGUGAUGUUCAGGUAGUGGUGAGCAUAUUUACCUGCUUUGUAGAUAUGGAUACCUAGGUAUUUGAAUGUUCAACUGACAACGAGGCAGGUCUAGAUGAGAAUGUGCUCGCCUUGAGUUUUAGCCAGCGCAAUGGCGUCGGCCAUAAAUUACUAUCUAGGUAGUUGUUAGGCAGUGUAGUAAGGUGACUCAGCGAUGGUUGUGAUUGUCAUUUUUUGUUUCUUCCUCUGACACUUGGUCGCUUCGUUGCUUCCUUGGUUUCCCGUCUCUUCUAUUCAUUGCUCCACCUACCUCUUAGGUGGGUUAUCAGUCUCAUCGGGAAGGAACAGGUUGGACACAAAGAGCGACAUGAGAAUACGGGAAGCAGCAGUUUACGACAAACGACACGAUGCGUCAAUCCAUGCUCUGGGCUUAAGUUUUCUAGAGGGCUUUCACAAAGCAUCAUCAGUUUGCAGUCACUUUGGAUAUCUUGUCGUACUAUCGCC